Molecule: messenger RNA, 594 nt
Organism: Phytophthora nicotianae INRA-310
Lineage: Eukaryota; Oomycota; Peronosporomycetes; Peronosporales; Peronosporaceae
Exons: 3
Coding region: 1-594 (197 amino acids)
Biological process (GO): protein refolding; cellular response to unfolded protein
Cellular component (GO): cytoplasm
Molecular function (GO): heat shock protein binding; ATP-dependent protein folding chaperone; misfolded protein binding
Source: RefSeq, a predicted model, not a curated record
AUGCGCAAACCAGCACAGGCCUUUAUCCGCAAGGCCACCAAGGACGCUGGCGACAUCGCCGGUCUGAACGUGCCGCGCACCUUCAGCGAGUCGACGAUUGCUGUUAUUGCCUACGGCCAGGACAAGAAGGAUGGCGAGAGCAAAGUGCUGGUCUUCGACCUGAGUGGCAGAACCUUUAAUGAGUCGCUGCUGCCCAUUGAAGCGGGCAUCUUUGAGGUUAAGGCCACUGACCGUAACACGCACCUGGGUGACGAGGACUUCGACAAAACUGGUGGAGCACUUCGCGAAAGAGUUAAAGCGCCGCAAGCCUACAUUGAGGUCGACUCUCUGUUUGUCGGGAUCGACUUUAACUUAACCAUCAUGUUUACCCAUUUCGAAGCCAUGUGCGGCUACUACUUCCGCAAGACAAUGGAUCCGGUGGAGAGCUUCGCGACGCCAAGCUGCUCAAGCGCCAGGUGCACGAGGUCGCCUGCUGUCGGACUUCUUCAACAGGAAGGAGUCCAUCAAGUUGAUCAAAUCGACGGGGCUGUGACCUAUGGCGCCACCGUACAGGCUGCCAUUCUGAGCCGCAACGACUCGUCGGAGAAGCCGUAG